CUUGUUUCCCUUUGCUACUACUCGGUUUUGAUAUACACUCAAACACAUACGCACACCAUAAACAGAACAAAUCAGACACUCGGAACCAGCACUAGAGCAAAUUGUUAAUCCACAUCCACAUAUCAAUCGCAAUGACUCGACUCUUCCCGCGCAUACACGCCUUUGAGAUUGAUGACCAGCCUUGGUUCCCUCCUUUUCUCCGGCAGCGUGUCCAGACCGUUCUUCGGCUCACAUGGGAGGCAAGCAUCCCAAUUUUGCAGUCAAGCUCGCCUGCGGAGCGCGUGGCCCGCCUCUUGGGAGAGCACCUGGACUCCAUUGACGAUUAUGGCUUCAUUGACUUUUGUGCUGGAGCCGGCGGUCCGACACCAGCCAUUGAGAGGCAUGUAAACGCCAACAGGGAUCCGACCAAGCCCGGCAUCCCUUUCAUCAUGACGGAUAUCUACCCGCACGUCAAGAGCUGGGAGCGGGAUGCUGCGCGCUCGCCCAAUAUCAGUUAUGUUACCAAGCCCGUUGACGCCACCGCCGCCCCCGACUUCCUUCUGGAUCGGUUCCGCGGCAGCAAGGAUAGCUCGUCAAGCACGGGCGGCGACGGCAUUGUAAGCUACGCCGAGAUGGCUACCAUGAAGGAGACGGACCACGUCAUUAAGCCCCGCAAGAUCUUCCGUCUUUUCAACCUUGCUUUCCAUCACUUUGAUGACCCGCUGGCGAAGUCAAUCCUUGCCGAUACGGUAAAGACGUCGGACGCCUUUGGCAUUUUUGAGCUCCAGCAGCGCACCUUUUCGAGCUUCAUGAUGCUCAAUAUCCUCUAUCUGUCCAUCUUCGUUGUUGCGCCAUUUUAUGCGCUCAUGAACCUCGACCUGGUGGCCUUUGUUUUCACGUGGUUCUUGCCCAUCAUUCCGGUCGUCAUCACCUUCGACGGCUACAUCUCGAGUCUUCGCACUCGUACCCCUGACGAGGUUGAGGCACUGUUGAGGACCUGCGGAGCCGGAAAUGUCGAGGACUGGGAGAUCAGGGGCGGAACCGAGCGGCACUUUUGGCCGUUUGGGUACCUGGAGUGGAUCAUCUGCACCAAGAAGUCCUCGGCCAGCUAGAAAGGGAAGGACAAAGGGUACCUGUUUCCCCCUGUGGAUGAUGACGACGAAGGCGGCCGGAGCGGAAAUGAGGAAUUCGUCGAUGCAUGUGAAAAGCCCGUGUCAGUUUGAGGUAAGGUGAGUGCGGAUGGUCUCUUGCGACCAUAUGAGCAAUUCAAGGUGGCAACCAAAAGUUCCAGAGACGGAAGGGAGAUGCCUGGAAAACAUUCGAGUUUAGCGAGUAAGGGGUCCGACUGAGGGGAUAGGUUCAAGACAUGCUGAAGGUCGCCGCCUCGCCUCUUGUAGGCGUAUAAGUCGCGCAUAGGGGGCCUCUAUCAUGGUAGCGAUUUACAUCUCGAAAAAAAAGCGUCAAUUUCAAUAAACUUCUUAAACUGUAAUAUCACGGUUGCAGUGCAUAUCCGAAAGGAGCAGACCUUACCAAAGCCUAAUAAGGCCGACAGG
Molecule: messenger RNA, 1532 nt
Organism: Pyricularia oryzae 70-15
Lineage: Eukaryota; Fungi; Ascomycota; Sordariomycetes; Magnaporthales; Pyriculariaceae
Exons: 2
Coding region: 132-1091 (319 amino acids)
Source: RefSeq, a predicted model, not a curated record